Daldinia caldariorum is the source of this 1636-nucleotide messenger RNA. RefSeq names its product pyridoxal-phosphate dependent enzyme family. The transcript has a single exon. Lineage: Eukaryota; Fungi; Ascomycota; Sordariomycetes; Xylariales; Hypoxylaceae. The record is from RefSeq and is a predicted model, not a curated record. Bases 85 to 1239 code for a protein of 384 amino acids.
UCGAAUUUUUAAAUAUGUAAGACUUGCGUCGUUAUUGUAGGAAUCAGAGAUCAGGAAAAAAAAAAUUAUAUUUGGAAGUUCAUCAUGUCGCCGUUCGUUCAUCUAAAUCCAUCGGCGCACGAAUGGGUAUACGACCCCGCCGGCGCGCAGAGCGCAAGCCAAGAGGGAAUAAUCCACGCUUUCCACAAGGCGUUGCCAGACUACAACGAGACGCGCCUGCAUUCUCUGCCGGACCUAGCGGCGGAACUGGGGCUCGGAGCCGUGCUAUUGAAGGACGAAUCCAACCGAUUCGGCCUGCCAGCGUUCAAGAUCCUAGGCGCGUCGUGGGCCGUAUACCGCGCGGUGGGAUCGCACCUGGGGCUCUCGGUAUCGGACGGGAGCACGCCCCUCGCGGACGUGGGCGCCAAGGCCCGCGAAGCCGGGGUCCGGGUGGUGACGCUCACGGAGGGGAAUUGCGGGCGGGCCGUGUCGCGGAUGGCCGCGAAGAUCAUGGGGAUCCCCACCAGGGUGUUCGUGCCGAAGUACAUGGACGAGCAGACCCGGAACAAGAUCCGGAGCGAGGGCGCCGAGGUUGUCGAGGUGGACGGGUUUUACGACGACGUGGUACCCGUAGCGCGGCGGGACGCCGAGUCUAACGACAAAGCGAUUUUAAUUCUGGAUGCCAGCGUGGAAGGAUUCGACGUCGUCCCGGAGUACUUUGUUCAGGGGUACAGCACGAUGCUUGCGGAGUCCGAUCGUCAGGUUCUGGAGUUGACGGGCGGGAAGCCGGCUACUCAUGCGAUUGUACCUGUUGGCGCUGGAUCCAUAGGGGAGGCCGUUGCGGCACACUUCAAAAGCGCUUCUUGGAGGAAGAAAUUCGGCUCGGCAAAGGUCAUUUCUGUCGAACCCACAACUGCGGCUUGCCUUCUGGAGUCGCUCAAAGUAGGCAAGAGUGUUACGGUUCAGACGGGAGACACUAUUAUGUGCGGGAUGAACUGUGGCACGCUAUCUACCACUGCAUGGCCGGUACUCAGAGACGGCGUAGACGCGAGCAUCGUGGUAACGGACCUGGAGGCACAUAAUGCAGUGCAGGAACUGAAAGCCCGUGACAUACUUGCCGGACCUUGCGGUGCUGCCACUUUAGCUGCGCUUAGGAGAGCGUGUACGGAUGCGAAGCAGGAUCUGGGGCUCAGUAAUACUUCUAUCGUGGUGCUAUAUUGUACCGAAGGGCCCAGAGAGUAUUCAGUACCGAAAAAUUAAGGAAAUGUGAGGAGAUGGGGACUAAGUUGACUUGAAUUUUAUUUAAAUUUAUAUAUCCACGGUAUAUCUUAGGUUAGGUAGUUCCCAUCUGAUAGCACGCGUGGUGUUUUUGUUUUUUUUGUACAUAUAUAUACAUCUGCAGGUAGAAGUUGACUUUUCGGAAUUCUAUAUAACCAAUAUCCCAAGAUAGGGGCAGUCUUAACUUGACCUAUCGCUUUUGAGACAGACGUGUGUCUGCUUGUCUGCUUCCUUUCCCUGCUUGUAUAUUCAUACAGGCCCCUUCAUCACUACCUCAUCCUAAUUUCUUCGGAUAUGACCGUACGAGUAGGGAGAUGGGCAUCAUUGCUGCUCUGGAAAUUUAAUUGCCACUCGCUCGGGUCCCUCAGAAGCCCAUGGU